UUUUCUGUUCUUUCAUGAACAAUUGAUGUGAAAAUUUGGGUUCUUCCUUGGGUGAGCAGGACUGUCUCAGGGAGAUUAUGGCCAGCAGCAGCACAGGACUUGGUGGUAUAGACUGAGGUUUGACACCAUAGAGAUCUGUGAAGAUGAGGGAUUCUACUUGGAGUGGAUUCACCAAGUGGGGUUACAGAAAAGGAAGCAGUCCAUGGAUAGAGCACAUAUGGUGAGAGGGUUUCCCUAAUGUUGAUGAACUACGAAGCCAGAAAGAUGGUCGGCUCAUCACUCCAGGUACUCAGGCCUUUAGGAGCUGGAUACCAGCUAGAGACAAAGGACAACAUGUCUGAAUAUCUAGCAGAUAAGAUGAGGGAACAGAGAGGCAUCUUUGAGCUUGCGCAGUAGACACCAUGAGCUCACCCUCCUGAGGUAAAAAAAUUUAUGGACAAGAAAUUGUCAUUGAAAUUAAAUAGUAGCAGACAUGUCCAAGGAAUAUUGCGGGGGUUCGAUCCGUUUAUGAAUCUUAUGAUAGAUGAAUGUGUGGAGAUGGCAACCAGUGGGCAACAGAACAAUAUCGGAAUGGUGGUAAUACGAGGAAAUAGUAUCAUCAUGUUAGAAGCCUUGGAGCGAGUAUAAACAAUGGGUGUGUUCAUCAGAAGCAAUCAACUGCUUCCACAUGUCCCCUCCAUAGUACCUGUUUUACUACAAUAUAAAAAUCAGGUCAUGUGCACUUUCAUAUUGAACUUUUUUGUUAAAUAAACUUUUAUAAUAGUCAAAAAAAAAAAAAAGAUGGGGGAACAGAAGGAUCCGAAGGAACUGAUUCUAAAGGCUCAUAAACUGCAGGAAUGCUGACCAAGAACUUCACUUACCAGCCUGUUAUAUGGACUGGCCCCUUGACAAGGGUAAGCAGAGCCUGGUCCUCAAGAUGCCACGGUUAUCUUGAGCAUUUUGAUACGGGACUAAAGCAGCCAAAUUUUAGUCAACACAACCAUAUCUGUGGGUUCUCUUCUCUGUUGUGAUAGGACCACAUGAUUGAUACUUAAAUCUCAGAAGGCUCUGCUACCAGUUACUCAAAAAGUUAAACAUAGAUUUACCGUAUACCAGCAACUCCAUUACUAGGUGUACACAUAAGAAAAUUGAAAAUCCAUCCACACUAGAACUUGUACACAAACGUUUAUACACAGUGUUGUUCUUACUGUUCAAACAGUGGAAAUGCUACAAAUGUGCAUCAACUGAUCAGUGGUUGAAAGAUUGGCCUAUCCAUCAAUGGAAUAUUAUUUGGUCAUAAAAAGGAAUGAAGUAGUGAUGCGUGGUACAACAUGGGUAAACCUUACAAACAUCAUGUUACACACACCAGACACAAAGGCACAUAUUGUAUGAUUCUAUUUGUAUGAAAUAUCCAGAACACUCAAAUCUACAGAAACAGAAAGUAGCUUAGUGGUUGCCAGGGGCUGGAGGAGGGAAGAAAUUGGAAUGGGUAUAAAAGCAUACAGCAUUUCUUUUGGGAAUAUGAAUAUAUUCUGUAAUUAGAGUGGUGAUGGUACGGUAUUGUUUGUCUUUACUAUAAGAAUCACAAACUUGUUACACUUGAGAAGUGUAUACAUUAUGGUAUGUGAAUUAUGUGAAAACAAAGAUUUUAUUUGAAAAAACUCUUAUAGGAACCCCAGUUUGGAACAAUAAAACCAAACCUCCUAGAAUAUGUACUGGUUGGAAUGUACAAAGAAUUUCACCCUUUUGGGGGUUAUUUUAGGUGAAGACUUGAGAAAUGCAAACAAGGUCAGAGUUGGGCAACUAUAUGUGGACAGGGUUGUGGAAAACAACUGGAAAGCCUGCUGAUAUUGGGCACAUCAGUGGGCCUGGGUGUGUAACAGGAUGAGACAGGAAGGGACAUGACUGAGAUGGCUGUGCCAGGGACUCUCUCUAGAGAUCACUUCGGUGGCAGGGCUUGGCCACAUGAGUCACAUUACCUUGUGCAGAGAACAAAGCACAACAGAUAUGGCAAGGCCCCAAGUACGGUCCCUGUAGGUGGGUACAUGCAGGAUUGUGUCAAUUUCUCUGUGACUCAGGACAGGUCACCAAUGCUCUCUGUCCCUCUCGCUGGUCAUGUGUAUAAUGAAAAUUUUACACAUAAUAGCUAGACAUAUAUCUACGUUGAUGGCUUGUUCUAGAAUGAAAUGUUCAAAUCAAGUAAAAAUCUGAGCUGAAUGGGUGGCAUAUAUAAAGGCAUCCGGUGGGAGCUGAGCCACUCUGCCACCUCCUGAUGCCCAUUCUUGUAUGUUCUUUCAACUAUAAAAUCAAGGCAGAAGACAUUUGACAACUUGGUCACUUUGUC
This is a messenger RNA of Zalophus californianus (California sea lion), 2323 nucleotides long. RefSeq names its product small nuclear ribonucleoprotein G-like. The coding region runs from base 433 to 627 and encodes 64 amino acids. Gene Ontology annotation, molecular function: RNA binding. Gene Ontology annotation, cellular component: U5 snRNP; precatalytic spliceosome; U4 snRNP. Gene Ontology annotation, biological process: mRNA splicing, via spliceosome; spliceosomal snRNP assembly. The transcript has a single exon. The record is from RefSeq and is a predicted model, not a curated record. Lineage: Eukaryota; Metazoa; Chordata; Mammalia; Carnivora; Otariidae.